AUGCGAUUCCUCGUCGUUAUCUGUCUGUUUGGCGCGGCAUGUGCCCAGUAUAACUAUGGACAAGGAUUUGACACUCCCUCCGCAAGUAACGACGCCCCUGCAUACAACGAGCCCAGCUACGGUGGCGCUGAGUCCAGCCCCGGCGCAUCCUAUGCUCCAUCGGGUGGACUCAACAAAGAAUUCUACACAUUCGAGGCCAAUGAGGAUGAUUUCAACGAUCCAGCUGGCAGUGAAAGGGUUGCCAACAGCGUCGACAAAGGUCUGCGCGUGAUCUUCAUCAAGGGACCCGAGAACCGUGGCCUGGAGGAUGCAGCUCUGGCUCUAGCCAAACAGGCUGCCCAGCAACAGACCGCCAUCUAUGUCCUGAACAAGCAAACAGACAUCGGUGAUCUGGCCAACAAGUUUAACGCCGCGCGCCAGAACUCUAACGCCAGGCCUGAGGUGCACUUCGUCAAGUACCGCACUCCUCAGGAUGCUGCCAACGCACAGAAGGCUAUCCAGAGCCAAUACGACUCUCAGGGCGGCUCAAGCCAGCACAUCAACGGUGGAGUUGCCCCAGCCAUUAACUUUGCCUCUCGUGCGCCAACCGGCCAUUCGAGCGGAGGAAAUGGUGGCUUUGCCGCUCAAAGUGCGCCUAGUGCCUCAUACCUGCCAGCCAACAUUUUGCGCCGCCUGCGUUUGCGUUAG
This is a messenger RNA of Drosophila grimshawi, 687 nucleotides long. RefSeq lists its product as uncharacterized. NCBI's taxonomy places the organism in Eukaryota, Metazoa, Arthropoda, Insecta, Diptera, Drosophilidae. The record is from RefSeq and is a predicted model, not a curated record. Bases 1 to 687 code for a protein of 228 amino acids. The transcript has a single exon.